CAGUGAGCAGGCGCAGCGUCGGUGUGUGUGCUGUCAUCGCGGUGGACGAUAGAGGAAACUGUGCCCAGCAUCGCGCAGCCUGGCCGUGCUUCAAUAUGUCAGAGGACACCGGUUCCUGCUGAGCGUUUCCUGUGCGGUCAGCUCCCUCCGCAGCCACAGUCCGCACCGUCACACCCCUGUUCCCCCCAGGACAACACCUCCGAGGAUGGACGACUGUUCCGAGCAAACGCCGCUGUUUACCUUCGGAGUGAUCGCUGACAUUCAGUACGCGGACCUCGACGACGGAUACAACUACAGCCGGACGAGGAGGCGGUACUACCGGAGCAGCCUCCAGCUGCUGAGGAACGCCCAGGAAAGUUGGUCAGAGUCGGCCGUCAGACCCAAGUUCAUCCUCCAGCUGGGAGACGUUAUCGACGGCUUCAACAAGGGCCGCGGCGCCUCCGACCGAGCGCUGGACGCCGUGCUGGGCGAGCUGAGCCGCGGCCCGGUGGAGGUGCACCAUGUGUGGGGCAACCACGAGUUCUACAACUUCAGCAGGAGCGCGCUGCUGCGGUCCGAGCUCAACAGCGCGCCGAGCACGGACGGCAGCCCGAGUGGAGGCCGGGCUGCCGGGGACAUCUACGCCUACCACUUCAGCCCGUGCCCCGGCUUCACGUUCGUCGUGCUGGACGCCUAUGACGUGAGCCUGCUGGGCAGAGAGGAGUCCAGCGUGGAGUACCAGGAGGCCCUGAGCACGAUCCGGCAGUACAACAACAACGAGGACCUCAACUGUCCCCCAGACACAGUGGGCGUGCUUCGCAGGUUCACCAUGUUCAACGGCGGGUUCAGCAAGGACCAGCUGGACUGGCUGGAUUCUGUUCUGUCCUCGGCCGACGAGAAGCAGGAGAAGGUCACAAUCGUCAGUCACCUCCCUGUACACCCCUACUCCACAGGCCUCAUCUGCCUUGCCUGGAACUACGACGAGCUCCUGGCCAUCAUCCGGUCCCACAGCAGUGUGGUGUGUUUCAUGGCAGGACACGACCACGAUGGUGGAUACCAUCAGGAUAUAAACACGGGGGUGCACCACUUGACAUUGGAGGGGGUGAUUGAGACUCCGCCUGAUGACAAUGCCUUUGGCACGGUCUCCGUGUACGAGAACAGGAUGGUGCUGAAAGGGAAUGGCAGGAUCAGAGAUCGAGUGCUUCUCUUUCCAGGGCACCAAAGUGAUGCAGAUCACGGGGCAAAAUGACCCAUACUGUAAUCAAGGUUUUUGGAAAAUCUUGUAAAAUCUUGGGAAAUGUAGACGAUGUCUGUGACAUUAUCAAAGAAAAGUCAGGGAACUGAAGGAGUCACUUAAAAAUAUAAAUGCUUUUAUCUCCUGUCCCAUAGCAGAGGGCUAACAUUUACAAAUUAGAGAGAAAUGAAAUGAUGAUAAUGGAAGCCCUCAAGCAAUGGAUAUAGUUUAACUUUAGAUUAUUUUAUUGAGAUUUAAAACAACAUUAUGUAGUAGUUUAUUGUGUGAUUUGGCACCCCGCCCCUACCAUUUCUGAGUACAACUGUCCCAGGUUUCUUCAACAAACAGUUACAAAACAGUUAACUAUUUUAUAAUGUAACAUGUGCUAGUUACAAACUAAACGCGGCACAAUAACGAACGUUAAAUCUUGAGCAGUCAAAGUUUGCACACAGAUCAGAACUGUUACGCACUCCAAGCUAAUGUAACCUGUAACCAGAGACAGUAACACCUGGCUGUCACAUGCUACUGGCUGAGGUGUCCUCUCACUCGGUCGCUGUCUCUUUUUCUUGAUCUCCUGCCUGGCCUCUUGAUCAGUCAGUGUCAACUGUUAGUUUUCUCUGAUGACGUCCUCUUCAGCCUCUUUACCUCUGUCUCGAUGUCUGUAGAGGCUGCUCAGCCUGGUUCUGUUGCUGUGACGGUGCCGGAGGACAUCAGAGGGGAAAAGCGUAUAAUAUGUGAUCCGUAACAUAUGUUCCAGUUUCACCAAAGUCAGUGACAGUUAGCGUUGUGUGUCACUUUAACGUUAAAGUUAUUUUGUGGCUUUGUUUUAAGACAAAAAUAGUUGGCUACUGUUGCUUUAAAUGCCACGGUGUACAUUUUGUAAAAGGUGAAGUGCAGAAAGUUAUUACAAACACACUUGCAUACAGUCUGGUCUGUGUUUUUAGAUGCAAGUCCACUUACCUCAGAAGAACAAAUGCAGUACCUCCAAUAUUCUACUGCACUUAAAUUACUUUUUUUCUGUUUUGGGUUGUUUUUUUUUUGUGUGAAAUACAUCUUAUACUUAUUGUUUGUGUUUUAAUCUGGGGACAAAUCAUAUAAUUUGUAUAUUUAAAUGCACAUAUUUUAAGAAUCAAGGGAUUUUUAUUGCAGUUGGUGCCUUUAUUGCAUGUUGCACAUUGCACAUAAACUGAUUCUCUGAUGCACAUGUUUUCUGAACGAUGUGUUGUGCAAUAUAGUAAGAUAUUUGAUGACAACAGUGGAAGUGUAACCGAUGUACUGACCCGUUUCCAGGUGAUAAGAUCAGCUGAAGAUGAGUGUAUGAUGAACAAUGUAAAACAAUAUGAGGAAUAAACAUCUUUAUAACAGCA
Acanthopagrus latus (yellowfin seabream) is the source of this 2580-nucleotide messenger RNA. RefSeq names its product ADP-ribose/CDP-alcohol diphosphatase, manganese-dependent (gene adprm). The transcript is spliced from 3 exons. Bases 206 to 1228 code for a protein of 340 amino acids. The record is from RefSeq and is a predicted model, not a curated record. Gene Ontology annotation, molecular function: CDP-glycerol diphosphatase activity; ADP-ribose diphosphatase activity; 2',3'-cyclic-nucleotide 2'-phosphodiesterase activity. Lineage: Eukaryota; Metazoa; Chordata; Actinopteri; Spariformes; Sparidae.